This is a messenger RNA of Talaromyces stipitatus ATCC 10500, 711 nucleotides long. RefSeq lists its product as uncharacterized. The record is from RefSeq and is a predicted model, not a curated record. NCBI's taxonomy places the organism in Eukaryota, Fungi, Ascomycota, Eurotiomycetes, Eurotiales, Trichocomaceae. The transcript is spliced from 2 exons. The coding region runs from base 1 to 711 and encodes 236 amino acids.
AUGCCGUAUUGCUUGAUCGACUUGGAGGGGGGCGAAUCCGGAGCUUCAAUUAUUCCUCCAGAAGAUUGGAGACGGCUUGAGAAGCUUGUUAAAACUGUUGUUAACAAUAUUUAUGAUGAAAAGGCUGUACAGCUUCGAGAAACGGUGUCACAUCUUUCUACUCAGCUUAUCUUGCUUCAAAAUGAGAAUCAAGGCCUGAAAAGAGCUCUCAUAAAUGCAAAGAAGCCUAAAAACAAGAAACAGCCUUUAUUACUAGGUUUACCAUCAGAACAAGAUGGUGGAGCGCUUUUUAUGAGCCCUACUAAGGUUCAGCAAGCUCGUGAUAUUAUUUCUCAAAAAAAUGACGAAGCCGCGCAGAAGCAGGCUCAUAAAGAUGAUAAAAAGCUUCAACAACAGCUUAAAAAGCAAGCUAGAGAGGCUGAAAAGGUUAAAAGAGCUCAAAUCCGACAAGAAAAACGCGAGCAGCGUGAGCAAGAGGCUGCGGAAAAGCAACGGCUUAAGGACGAGCAAGAAUUGGCUAAGCUAGCUGAUUUACAGCUUCAAAAUGAUGUUAUAUCAACUCCAAAGGCUUCAAAAAGGCCUACAAAGCAAAUUUCUAGGCAAGCAAAGCCAAGAGUGCAACCUGAGGCUCAUGUGGAGGAUAAUGAGGUGGUUGUUACUACAAACCGUAGGGGCCGCGCGAUACGGCCCCCUGCACGUUUUCGCGAUUAA